UGUAGAUUACAUGCAUAUAAAAACGCGAGCCACCCCUUCCAGCUCAAUGAAUGCGUUAAUCAUCGGAACGACCGUUACGUAUUCGUUACAAGAUGUAUUACUUAGCCUUCCUAUUAGUUUUUGUCGGGCUGACACACAGCCAGCCGGGGAAUCUCCAAUUCGAAGAUUGCGGGACAAAAGCAAAGAUUGUACAUGUCAAGCUGGACCCGUGCGAUUCUAUGCCUUGUGUAGUCCAUAGAGGCAAGCGGUCGGUUCUCUCCAUUGCAGCCAUCCCACACGUCAACAGUACGAAAUUGUCCUUGGAUGCUCGCUUCAAAUUCUGGGGCAUCAAGUACUGGGUGCCAGGCGCAGAACCAGAUCUCUGCAAAAGCAUCAAGUGUCCCGUCGUGGCCGGACAGACCUACGAAGCCUUUCAGAACAUUCAGCCAAGCAAAUGGAUUCCCUCAAUGACGACCACGGUGACUAUCAAGAUCAUCGCCGACAGCGUGGAGGUUGUAUGCUUCACUACGGAUAUAACGCUUGUAUAAUAACUUAGGCGUGACGUCACAGCGCCGGACUAUGUACAAAUAAAAUUAUUGUAUUAUAAAAAGUAGUAAA
Ornithodoros turicata is the source of this 597-nucleotide messenger RNA. RefSeq names its product mite group 2 allergen-like Ixo r 2. Bases 93 to 527 code for a protein of 144 amino acids. The transcript has 4 exons. The record is from RefSeq and is a predicted model, not a curated record. Gene Ontology annotation, molecular function: sterol binding. NCBI's taxonomy places the organism in Eukaryota, Metazoa, Arthropoda, Arachnida, Ixodida, Argasidae. Gene Ontology annotation, biological process: sterol transport.